Messenger RNA from Beta vulgaris subsp. vulgaris (sugar beet), 931 nucleotides. RefSeq lists its product as uncharacterized. NCBI's taxonomy places the organism in Eukaryota, Viridiplantae, Streptophyta, Magnoliopsida, Caryophyllales, Amaranthaceae. The transcript is spliced from 2 exons. Bases 94 to 507 code for a protein of 137 amino acids. The record is from RefSeq and is a predicted model, not a curated record.
UAUAAAUAAGAAUGCUUGUAUGAGGAAGUAACAUAGCAAAUAAAGCAAUAAAAGCAUAUAUAGACUACAAUCUGAUCAUCGAAGUUGAAGGAAAUGGGAAGCUGCUCAGUCAAUCUCAUCUGUCCUGCUGUCGUAGCCAUAUUAAUCUUGCUCAGUACUACGACAGCUCCGGUGAAUGGAAGGAUGGUUACUACUAAUUCUGAAGAAAUGCAAGCUGUGUCACAAGGAUAUAAAGAGGUAAUUGAAGAAUUGGCAGCUAGAGUUCAACAAAAUAAUCACAUAUAUCAAUCUGGAAAUGAGAAAACAAAGAUGACAAUUACGUCGCGACCAAAAAAUACUAUUGAUGUAUUUGAAGAGGCUGUAAAAAUGCAUAAAAUUGCUACAGCAGAAAGUUUGGAGUGCGUGGGUGCAGGCCGUUAUUGUAACAUUGUGUUUGGACCACGAUGCUGUACUAAUGAUUUUGCAUGUGUACCACCAGGCCUUGUUGGUGGUGUAUGUGUGGCUUAAACUUAAGAAUAACGAAGCUUAGCUAGGUGCCUCAGUGCCUGGCUGCUAGCCUUCUUAAAUUUUAUCGUUUUGUUUUAUGAAUAAUAUCGCUUCUCUGUUGGUGCCUAGACAAUUAAGAAUUAACACAAGCAAAUUCGGAGUAAGCUAUGUACUAAUAAAAGCGUGUGUGUGCUAGGUUGAUUUAUAAAUGGAAGAUGUAUCUUGUUUUAUUAAUAAUGUCGCUUCUCUGUUGGUGCCUAGAUAAUUAAGAAUUAACUAACACAAGCGAAUUCGGAGUAAGCUAUGUACUAAUAAAAGCGUGUGUGUGCUAGGUUGAUUUAUAAAUGGAAGAUGUAUCAUGUUGGUUGAAUGUACGUGUAACCAAAAAAGAAUGCAAUGUACGUGUAUCACUGAUUUGGUUAAUGCAGUUGUAUUCAGAUCUAUA